AGUGACAUCCAUCCUCCGCUGCCCCGUCAUGUUCCGCACUCUGCAGCAGGUCUAUAAGAUCCCACACUGCCCUGCGUAUUCAUCAGUCAUCCAGGUUUCGGAUUUGACCAAAGUCUGCUCCGUCUCCCCCGGAAAGACAGUAAGAAGCUGAAGCCAUGUCUGCAGAGAUUGUCGUGACCCAACCCCGGCCCUUCAUCAUGAACUCUGUAUCCAACCAAUGGACCUCUGGCAUCUGUGACUGCUUCCAAGACUUGCCCCAGUGUUGCUUCGCCUUUUGGUGCUUUCCCUGCUUCACCUGUAUGACAGCGCAUGAGGCUGGGGAGUGUCUAUGUUUACCUCUGCUGGAUGCUUUUGGAGUCAUCCCACCCAUGACCACAGCUCUCAGGGUGUCAGUGCGCCAGAGAUAUGGCAUAGAGGGUACAGUCUGCAAAGACUGCGUGUACGCCUGCUUCUGCGGGCCCUGCACCUGGUGUCAAAUUUCAAGGGAAAUCAAAACACGGAUGAAACCCAUUACCUUCAUCACCAUGUCAAGCUCAUAGGCACAAAGACCGUCUUUUAUCAUCGUGUCAUCAGCAGUAAAACAAACGUCACGGCCAUCAUCAGGGACCUGUCAUCAUCAGCACUCGCAUGCUAUUUGGAAUAAGAGAGGACCGAUUGACUCAUUGACUGAUGUCUGAUGCGCUUUUCAAGCACGUCUGCUUUUGUGGAAUGUCACUGAGCUGCUGAUUAAAGAUCUGAACAUGAAAAUGAAAUGUUUCAUCACUUAAUGUAAUGAAGAGAUAAGCAGGCUCCUGACCCCUGAACUCCACUGACGUACAGGUGUACUGAUGAUGACUCUGGUAAAAGUGUAUUGGUUAUUAUAAUCUCAAAGUUUUAAUUGUGUGUAUAUAUAUAUGUAUAUGUAUAUGUGUAUAUGUGUAAUAUAUAUAUAUAUAUGCCUCCAACUGUAACUGAUAGUUGGAGGCAGUUGUAAAUCCAUGCAAUGUCCAUGACACUUUUAGUUGAUACAGAUAGUUUAUGUUGUUUAACUUGAGCCUGGUUUGCAGUUACAUGAUUUGUUCCUUCUGUUUUAAUUGCUGGAGCUUUUCAUAUCCAUUCAUAUUCAAGUAUUUUGUAUUUCAAACAUGGCUACUGUAUGUGAGUCCUCUCGAACGGUGCAAUAAAACUCUUAUACCUCAA
Toxotes jaculatrix (banded archerfish) is the source of this 1179-nucleotide messenger RNA. RefSeq names its product cornifelin homolog A-like. The record is from RefSeq and is a predicted model, not a curated record. The coding region runs from base 156 to 539 and encodes 127 amino acids. Lineage: Eukaryota; Metazoa; Chordata; Actinopteri; Toxotidae. The transcript is spliced from 4 exons.